GGCAAUCGCGAGAGAAGGGUGGCGGGGACUCGAGGUCUGGCGAUGUUUCGUCCAACGUUUGGGGGAGAUUCCACGCUUCGACGGAUGCGUGGCUCUGUGAGGCGGUGGCCGUGAACCGAACCGCUCUCCGUGAGUUUUUAGCGACGACGCCAUAAUGAGUGCCGCGUUGCGACCGCGACUCUUUCUUCGUCUCUCCGAGAUUUGGAGUGGAAUCGAGGGCCGAAAUGUCCACCAAUCCGCCCUCGGAAGCCACGGAUUGUGUGACAUAUUUCAGCUGAAGGUCCUGUCAACCAGGAAACCACCAUCUCGGUUUUUUGGAAGCUGUCAAGCUAAAGCCUUGUCAGAGAAGAAAUGUGUACCAUGUGACUCAAAAAACCUCCAUCCUAUGACAGAAGAAUCAGCAUCUGAGUUAAUUCAGAAGGUGCCAGGAUGGAAUCUUCAAAAUCAGUCAGGUGUUCUGAAACUGCACAAAUCAUGGAAAGUUAAGACCUUCAUCAAGGGAUUGGAAUUCUUUCAGAUGGUUGCAAAUGUUGCAGAAGCUGAAGGGCAUCAUCCCGAUCUUCAUCUUGUCGGCUGGAACAAUGUCAAGAUUGACAUUUGGACACACUCAGCUGGUGGACUCACUGAGAAUGACUUUAUACUAGCUGCAAAAAUUGACGCCCUUGAUCUGAAUCCUCUUUUAAGACGAAAAGCAAAACCGAGAAUGGACUGAUGUGGAAACUAUUGGAUGCCUCCUGAGUCGCAUGUUUCUGCCUUGGAUCAUAGCACACUCGCUUAUUUAGUGUUAGAACAUGCAAGUUUUCAUAUGCAAGUUGGUCGUUCUCUCUCUCUCUCUCUCUCUCUCUCUCUCUGUUUCUCUACAUGCACACAUGCCUGUGCAGGUAUAAGGCUGUACAAUGAGGUGAGCUGGUUUGAUCUAGACUCGAAGUCGUUCAUCUAAACUCGACUUGUUUAUAAACAAAAUGUUAAACAAGCUGACUUCGAGUUGUAAGAACUUAGAUUCUUUUA
Messenger RNA from Nymphaea colorata (pocket water lily), 1008 nucleotides. RefSeq names its product pterin-4-alpha-carbinolamine dehydratase 2, mitochondrial. NCBI's taxonomy places the organism in Eukaryota, Viridiplantae, Streptophyta, Magnoliopsida, Nymphaeales, Nymphaeaceae. Gene Ontology annotation, molecular function: 4-alpha-hydroxytetrahydrobiopterin dehydratase activity. Gene Ontology annotation, cellular component: mitochondrion. The transcript is spliced from 7 exons. The record is from RefSeq and is a predicted model, not a curated record. Gene Ontology annotation, biological process: tetrahydrobiopterin biosynthetic process. The coding region runs from base 155 to 712 and encodes 185 amino acids.